Sitodiplosis mosellana (orange wheat blossom midge) is the source of this 2478-nucleotide messenger RNA. RefSeq names its product eukaryotic translation initiation factor 2A (gene eIF2A). Gene Ontology annotation, biological process: translational initiation. The transcript has 5 exons. The coding region runs from base 109 to 2190 and encodes 693 amino acids. Gene Ontology annotation, cellular component: cytosolic small ribosomal subunit. NCBI's taxonomy places the organism in Eukaryota, Metazoa, Arthropoda, Insecta, Diptera, Cecidomyiidae. The record is from RefSeq and is a predicted model, not a curated record. Gene Ontology annotation, molecular function: tRNA binding; ribosome binding; translation initiation factor activity.
UGACGUAUUAGAUGACGUUUCGAUUUGAAUUUCUCAAAUACGCGCAACAUAUCCAAUAGAAAUUUCCAUACAUAUGUGCAAGUAAUGUAGGUUAGAAUUUUUUUGACAAUGGCCACUGACGGGAUUUCACCUGCACUCGCAAUUCGCUCCAGCGUCGGCGUGGAAUUAUGGCAUUCAGCCGGUGCAAACAACACUUACACAACGAACGAAAAGUUUGCUCGAGACGAGAGUAAAUUCUGUCGAGCCAUUGAAUUCAGUGGCGAUGGGCGAUACUUGGCAUGGGCAAAUGGCACCAAAGUUCAAAUUGCAUCUGUGAAUAACUGGAAUGUUAUCUGUUCAUUGCCACGUCCGAAAGCAUUCGCCAUAAAAUUCUCGCCUAAAGGAACGUAUUUAGCAACACUUGAACAUUAUUCAACACCCAAAGAUGGAUCAGAACCACAUCCAAAUUUCUGUGUGUACCGCGUAAGUACGAGUGAGGCCGUAUUUGCGAUCAUCAACAAGAACUUCCCUGAUGAUUGGAUGCCCGGAUGGUCGAGCGAUGAGGGAGUAUUUGCGCUCAUGGUUGGCGGUGAAGCUUUCUUUUACGAAACAAACGGUCCAGAUGGGUUUCAGAAAUCUGCCAAUAAGAUUGGUGGUAGUCGAGGUGGUGAACUAUCGAUUGCGGGUGGCGGUAGUAAUCCACAGGUUGCUCUUUAUGUUCCUGGUCAGAAAGGCCAGCCAUCUAUAUGCAAAAUUUUUCGAUAUCCAGCGCUUGAUGCGAAUCAAAUCAUUGCAUCAAAAAGUUUCUAUCAAGCCGAUCGUGUUGAAAUGAUGUGGAACAAACGUGCCUCAGGAAUGAUUCUGAUGACCAGCACUGACGUAGAUGCCACCGGAGCAUCAUAUUAUGGCAAGCAAGCCCUCUACUUUAUGAGCACAAAAGGAGAUUCGUGUUCGGUUCCAUUGAGCAAAGAGGGUCCUAUACACGCAGUCCAGUGGAGUCCCAAGGGAAACGAGUUUUGUGUAAUUUAUGGUUACAUGCCGUCCAAGGCCACUUUCUUCAAUUUAAAAUGUGACCCAGUGUUUGAAGUAAAAGAGGCAGCAAGAAACAGCAUUUAUUAUAACCCAUUCGGAAAUAUUGUGCUCUUGGCUGGUUUUGGUAAUUUGCGCGGAAGUGUAGAAGUUUGGGAUGCCAACGAGAAAAAGCUUAUUACAACAUUCCAAGCAGCAGACUCGACACUUUUGGAAUGGGGACCAGAUGGAGAAAAUCUUGUAACUGCAACAACUGCGCCUCGUUUACGCAUUGGAAAUGGAUUUAAAGUGUGGCAUUAUUCUGGCGCUCUAUUGCAUGAAACUGUUUGGCCCACAGGCCAGGAGCUGUUGCAAGUUUGUUGGCAAAGAUUUGCAGAUGGCUUAUUUACUGAGAAACCAAUAUCGAAUGUAAAAGUGGCGGGAAUUCAACCAAGCCAACCACAAAGCAGUAAGGCCGUUUAUGUGCCGCCAAAUAUUCGAAGCGGCGGUGGCAGCGCAAUAUCAUCGGCUGGUGUUUCACAGAGACCUAAUCAGCCACCAGUUGAAAGGGGUCCAAUUCCUGGCCUGCCAAUAGGUUACAAAGUUAGCCAAGGGCAAAGGAAAAAAGACCGAAAUGCAAAACGAAAAGAGAAUGAAAAUCCAAAACAAAACAUUACAUCAAAUUCAAGUGCAAAUUCAAAUGCCACAAAAGUAGAAGGUAACUCACCUCAGACGAAUCCAAAUCAAGCGAAUCCAACGUCAAAUAAUAAGCGAAAUCAGCGACGCACACCGCGACAACCAAACAAUCAAAACCACACAAAUGGUAAUAGCUCGAACAUUCAGAACAUCAGUGAUUCCACGCCCACUCCCAAUUCUAAUGCCAAUACCAAUGUCAAUGUCACCAACAAUUCAAACACAACUCUGCCAAAUGAGGAACAGCCAAUUGCAAAUGGGUCAGAAGCACAAAAACGAGAAAGAAGACCCCGAAAUCGACAACGAAAAUCCGAAGGGGGAGUCGGUGGUACAUUGGGAGAUCCAGAGAAAGACAAACGAAUGCGUACGGUACAACAAAAGCUACGAGACAUUGCCAAAUUAAAGGUUCGCCGAGAUAACGGUGACAAUCUUGAAGUCAAUCAACUGUCAAAAAUUGGAUUGGAAGCCGAACUCAUCAAAGAACUCAACUCGCUCAAAGUCGAAGCUUAAAACAAAACGAUCGCUUGAAGAAUAAAUCAUCAAAACAAAUCUAUGUAUGAACUUCGCCUUAUAAUCGUUCUGAGGGUAUACCAUUCGUAGUUUUGCUUGACUUUGAAACAUAUAAAGAAAGAAAAACACCAGAUCGUUGCAUGAAUCGAAUAAAAUUGUACCACCACUUUUUGUUAAUUUGGAAUUUCAAAAUUAUCAUCAGGUUAUGACACAUUUAAACAACACGGAUAACUAGCAAAUCUAGAACAAGGAAAUAAACACUAAAAAUUAAAUCAUCUGGAUCAAAAA